GGGGCCAGGGAGGCUUUUCUGGCUGGGGUGAAGAACUUGAACAGCAACUCAUUGCAAACUGCCUGUGAUUCCCAGGUCUCCCAUCCUCCCCCGGGACAUCAGGACACACAAAAACCCUGUAUUACUCUCCACUGAGAGCCAGGCUGGAGACGGAUGCUGAGAACAGAAAGGGUGUGUGAGGAUUCCUUUGGCUUCGCCCUUGCUUCUAACUAUUGUGGGUACCAGGUGACCUGUCCCAAAGUGCUGUGAUGAUGGAGGCUCUCCCCACGGCUCUGGAGGUCGACGAGAAGUCUCCAGAAUCCAAGGACCUGCUACCCAGCCAGACGGCCAGCUCCCUGUGCAUCAGCUCUAGGAGUGAGUCUGUCUGGACCACCGCUUCCAAGAGUAACUGGGAAAUCUACCGCAAGCCCGUCGUCAUCAUGUCUGUGGGCGGCGCCAUCUUUUUGUUUGGUGUGGCCAUAACCUGCUUGGCCUACACCGUGAGGCUCGGUAAUAAGAGCCUUGAGGUCCUUAAGAUGACAGGACCUGCUUUCCUGUCCCUGGGACUCAUGAUGCUGGUGUGUGGACUGGUGUGGGUACCCAUCAUCAAAAAGAAACAGAAGCAGAGACAGAAGUCAAUGUUCUUCCAGAGCCUCAAGUCCUUCUUCUUAAAUCGCUGAUGGCGACCUCACCUUUUCUCCUCCCCAACACCCUGCCAUCUCUACUAGGAGAAGAUCUGAUGACCAACAUCCAAUAUCCCAUCUCCUUGGUGGUGGGUUGGCCAUAGAAAUGACCCAGGCAAACCCUCUUCCUGGACCUGUGGGGAAGAAAAAGCUCAGGGCUUCACCCUCCACGUAGCUAGGGUGCGUUGCUAAACAGGAUGUAUCUCAUUUAGUCUCUGUUAUUACUGAUGCUUCCCUUAGAUCCUGGCCGCAGCCAUCUCCUUUCAUGGCUCUCAUGCCCUGUCAUGCAUCCAGGCGUCACUCAUCUAACUCCCUCUGCCAAGUGCAGUGCAUGCUAGGAAAUUCCUUGGGGUAGGCUCUGCCCCAAGGAGAACCUCAUGUUUACAUAUCUGAGUGCCUGAGCUGGAGUCCACAUUUGCAAACUUCUAGAACCAAACUGACCAUCAGACGUCCUUUACAGAGGGGAAGGAAGGCUGACUUCUGACCCACUGGGUUUGCCAGCCCAGCUCCCUUUGUGGGCGAGAUACUGACUUGCAUUUCAAAAGACCAGACAAUUCACAUGUAUCAAACAUUCUAAAGAGUGAAGGGGUCAGGAAAGACAUUUUCUGAGAAGGCACAUUUCCCUGGACGUGGCCCUGGAAGUCAGCCAGCCAAGGAAGUUCAAUUCUCAAUUAUAUAGUAUUUACACCAGAGGCAGUGGGUGGACUAGGCAGUAUCACAGUUUCCUCUUGACCUUUUAACUCCUUCUCCUUUAUUACUCUUCCCUCUGAACUUGACAACUAGCCAAGGACAAGUACAUGUUGCCCUAACUUCCUUUUUGCCCCUAUCCUUGAUUCUAGAACAGCUAGAUGGAGAGCUGUAGAUGGAUUCUAUAAGAUUGCUCUCUCCUUUACCUCCACCAAGAAUCAAAACCAAGAAGAUCAAAUUCCACAUUCGAAUAGUCUAUAGGCUUCCAGAGAUGGAAUUCACUUUUGAAAAACCCCAACUCCUCCUCUUCCUAACCCCACCCACCAAACAAGCAAACAUUUAUUGAGAACCCUGCUUUGGGCCAGGCCCUGGUCUGGGAGCAAGAGACAUGGUCCCUGCUCUCACCUUGUUUCCAAAGUGAGAGAUAUAGCCAGGCCAACGGCAAUUGGAAUACCCUAUGCUGAGCACUUGACUGAGGAAAUGUGGGUGAGUGUGGGAGCCCAGACAGGGCAUCUAACCCAGACUUUGGAGAGGACAGAGAGAUUGCUGUGUCACCCAAACUUUGAACAAAAGAAACGUGUUGAGCUCUCAAAGAAGGGAAAGGAGAAGCAAUUUGGGACAGCAGGAACUGCCUGUGCAAAAGCUGGGUGGGGUGAGGGGGAACAUGAUAAAAUUAGGAAACUGCAUACAAAUUUUCUAGCCUCCCAAAGGUUCCCUUUCCUCCUCUCCUAUGGCCUCCUUCUCACCUGCUUCCCCAAGUGCCUCAGUGCAGCUUCUCUGGGGGCACAUUGAGAGCUUCCUGGGGUGUAUGGGAAAAACUGGAAAGGGGUUUCUAGAAGGCCUACUAAGCAGCUCCCAGAACCUGGGGCUUCCUGUAGUAGUCAGAGGCCCUUAGGUGACAGACCAGGAGGGGUAGCUAUGUGAAAGGUGGCCACCAUGUUGCCCUAGGCCAGGCCCAGGCCCAGUGGACAGCAUUUGAUAAUGAGCCCUGAGCGAGAGGUGUUCUGCACUGUGAUCACCAUUGGCUUGAGCUGACUCCCUUCACUCCUCAGCCCUCUGGCCUCCUGGUCAAUAUGGUAACCGCUCUCUAACAGGCCCCCAGGUAUCUGCAUCCUUCAUGGUGGCUCCAUAUGCGGAGUCAGGAACUCACCUUGUCCCCUCUGCAUUAUUGGAAUUCCAUGGAGGCAGGUACCUGUCACAUGGAGCCAAAGUUAGGGGAGCCUGUGGCCUUUGAGCUUUACCCAGAAUGGCUAUGUCUCUCAUUCAUCCAGUGCGCCUGGGCUCUUGAGCCCACCUGUCCCCUGCACACAGGAGGUCAAGAUUAAUCCUUGAGGUGUUGCAAGAGCUUUGUCACUAAUUGUAGUUCCAGUGUCUCAAGUGGCCAGGCUCGCCGAUUAUUUCCUUUCUCUGACAUGAAGGCAGAUUCAAUAUUGGCCCAGUACUAUCACUCCUACAUGCCUUGAUGCUUCUUACAUGGGAGCAAACGAGGUGUGCUCCCAGCCAGCUCAGCGGGAAUCUGCACCUCUCAUGUCUCAAUUCAUCUGCCCAAAAGCUUGUGGUCUGGGCGCAGAUGUGGGAGGAGCAUGCUGCCAUCACCCGUGUCUUAGUGGAAGGAAGUUUGGGGACAGCGAUAACUCUAGAAAGUUCUGAACUCAUGUUGUAGUCUGCUGCAGUACUCGCCCAUAUUCCCUACUCCUCAAGCUAGUAUCUCAGCAGGAAAAGUGAGGAAAGGGCUCUGAAGAAAAAUCUUCAAGUAUCAUUCAACCCCACUGAGAUCCCCCAUAGGGGUGUGAAUCUAGGAAUAUGCCAGCAUCAUGCUGAGGAGUUUUUGCUAAAGACCAGCACUGCAUGGAAGCCUGGGGUAUGGGUGUGUCUGAUCUGUGGAUGCAGCCCAGGUCAGAUGCCGCAUUUCUGGGGAAAAAACUCAACACCAAGACUCCUUUCAUGCCUGUGGGUCAGAGGACAGGACGGGCAUCCACGUGUUCGGCUAACUGGAUUGCAUUAUCCCACCCAUAGCUAUUCUGUUUGGGAGGGUUCAAUUAAAUCUGAGGCCCUCAAGGAAUUGUUGUAAUGUUGAAUUGUACUCAACAUUCUACUUAACACUG
Hipposideros armiger (great roundleaf bat) is the source of this 3454-nucleotide messenger RNA. RefSeq names its product phosphoinositide interacting regulator of transient receptor potential channels (gene PIRT). The coding region runs from base 249 to 659 and encodes 136 amino acids. Gene Ontology annotation, molecular function: transmembrane transporter binding; phosphatidylinositol bisphosphate binding. The transcript has 2 exons. NCBI's taxonomy places the organism in Eukaryota, Metazoa, Chordata, Mammalia, Chiroptera, Hipposideridae. The record is from RefSeq and is a predicted model, not a curated record. Gene Ontology annotation, biological process: positive regulation of cation channel activity. Gene Ontology annotation, cellular component: plasma membrane.